Molecule: messenger RNA, 2641 nt
Organism: Orussus abietinus
Lineage: Eukaryota; Metazoa; Arthropoda; Insecta; Hymenoptera; Orussidae
Gene: lolal
Product: longitudinals lacking protein-like
Exons: 4
Coding region: 279-662 (127 amino acids)
Biological process (GO): regulation of transcription by RNA polymerase II
Cellular component (GO): nucleus
Molecular function (GO): protein binding
Source: RefSeq, a predicted model, not a curated record
AUGCGACGCGAUCGCAAACGGCGCAGCAUCCAUUGCCAAAAUCUAGUAAAGGAUCGUCCUCUAUCUCUCUAUAUUUUCGUCGAAUACCGAUUGAGGCUCGCUCUUGCGAGAAUCGUGUGCUGCUAGCGUCGCCCGGAAAGCACAUCGUGGGACUACCUAAACAGGUUAACCUAAAAAUGUGCCAGUGGGACCGCGCCGAAACUUUACUACCCUACUUGCGCCUUUGUAACCCAAUUUAAUUUGUGCAUUUACCUCCAAGGAGAGCAGUCGCAUCCGCAAUGGCUGGGGAACAGCAGCAGUUUUUUCUCAAAUGGAAUGACUUUCAAUCUAAUAUGGUGUCAUCGUUUAAACACCUACGAGAUGAAAAAAGUUUCACAGACGUGACGUUGGCCUGCGACGGCCAGACAUGUAAAGCUCAUAAAAUGGUUCUUUCUGCUUGCAGUCCUUACUUUAAAUCCCUUUUAGAGGAAAAUCCGUCCAAGCAUCCAAUUAUAAUUCUUAAGGAUGUAGCAUAUAGUCACCUCCAAGCGAUCUUAGAGUUUAUGUAUGCGGGGGAAGUAAAUGUCUCGCAAGAUCAGUUGCCGGCAUUUCUAAAAACUGCAGAUCGACUUAAAGUGAAAGGAUUAGCCGAAGCACCCGGUGCCAUUAAGAGAGAGGGUUAGGUCUUCGCGUCUUCAGUUACGGUGUUAUCAGAAGCGUGCAGACUGAAACAAAGGAACUUGUAAUGUUGUAAAGUGAUUGCGUAAAGUACGAAACACACGUUAACACAAAUAGACAAGACAGGCGGGCUAUGCUGCGCCCUCCGGUUCAUGACUCGGAUCAACGCGAGAGUGAUGUAAAUGACAUUUCUUUUCUCGAGAAAUACCGUUAACGUUAUACCUUACGUAUGCAAAUGCGAAGUAGAGACUAAAUGUUGAUGUUUGUCUUGAACCCAAUGCGCCACGAUAAUACCACAGCCACAUUGAUUAUUUUUUUAAAACGAAAUACCGCAGAGUUACAAAACGAAUAAGUGGAUCACGAUAGUUUUAAUAUAACAAGCUGACCGGGGCUGUUUUCAUUAAUCGGCAGAAGUGUUAAGGAAAUAACCGUCAAAUAAGUUUUUCUAAUUAAUUCACAUGUCAUGGUCCGACGAAGAGCUAUUUACAUAAUCGUUGAACCAAUCAAUUUGACCGUAGACAUGUCCCAAUUUACAAUCUAUUUUACACAUGUUAAAAUGUUAAAUAUUAUUACUGUGCACAUCAUUACCAAACGAUCAUUGGUAAUGCUGCUUAGUCGUUGACAAAUUCUGAAGUGUCCAUGAGACGAAGGAAUAUCUUCGAAUGGAAGGAUCUCAAUUUACUUUACCGUAUGACUAUCUUUCAACUACUUUGGCUUGAAUGAUGCCUGUUAUAGAUUUUGACUAAUACAUUUCUUGAAAGAGGACUUACCACUUUUGACCGAUGCAUGUCUUCGGCGAGUUAAGAGACUUAUGAACACCCCGGCCAUCCGUUCAAAGAGUUUCGAGUCAGAUUUACUGGAGGAUAUAACUCAGUUGUAACGAGUCCUCCAAAUAAUCGUUUACUUGUGAUUCUUAUUAAUGAAAUGUUAAUUAAUAACGUUCAAGCUUAUCAUGCAAAGACUAAAUAUGAAACAUGCAUCAAAGGAUUGUUGACAUAACAAAGUUGCUACCUCCAGUAAUCAUGAUUUCGUUUAACCAAAUACUGCCAGUAUUUGUUACCGGCGUAUUCACAUUAUUACCGAUAGACCAAAUUUAUUUAUGAUAAUAAUAUAUUGAGGGUUGGUUGUCCUAAACCAAGGGAAGGCUAUUGUAACAUAAAGCAAAUUUUGUAAAGCCAGAGCGCACAGUUCCUUUUUCCUCUUGACCGACAAGACCUCUAGGAAGGCUUAGAAAGAAAGUCAGGAGCAUUUCUCUAUAGCGAAGUUAUCCAUAAAUAUAUUUUUAUUUUUUCAAGAUAAACAAUUUCACGUUGAAGCAUCAACAAACGAGGCAAAUACCUUUUUGUUUCUGCAUUUCCGUUCGACUUUCUGCACAAGUGAAUAUCAUCACUGGCGUCAAUAUGAAAUAGAAUUCAGUAUUUCAUAUAUCUCGUUGGGAAAUGAUUUAGGCAACUUUGAACCUUUGUAAUACUUCAGUGAUGUCGAGAGUAAUGUUUAUAUAAGCAAAUUGUUUAAAGGGUCUCCAUAAUGUACAAAGAUAUUCGAAUCUGGCGAAUAUUCUUUAAAGUCUGCGAACUUAUGGGCCGUCAAAUUUCGUCAUUGAAUCAUUAUGUCAGACCAGAGAUAAUUAACAUUAAAGAUAUGAUUUAACGAAAAACACUUGUCGUUUGGUAUGAAACUGCUUUUAUCCGAUGGUAACUGUUUCAUUGAAAGAGUUUCAUUAAGAGGUCUCGUUUUAAUAUGAUUUCGCCGUUGUAAUAUCAGAUCCAUACGUCAGUUGAAACUGUCUUUAGCGUAAUGUUAGUAUUUAAUUUCCUGUUAGUAUUCCCGAUAAUUAUACCGAGGAAUAAAGUAUUUUCGUAAACUUUCUCCGAGCACGGUGCGCUCUUGUAACCGACGUAGAUAGACUGUGGUAAAACAAUGUAGAGGUGGGAACAAAUGUACAGCUUGUUCGAAGAAGUUUAACGAAGAUCUUCACGCGCGA